Molecule: messenger RNA, 661 nt
Organism: Oppia nitens
Lineage: Eukaryota; Metazoa; Arthropoda; Arachnida; Sarcoptiformes; Oppiidae
Gene: DCTN6-p27
Product: dynactin subunit 6-like
Exons: 2
Coding region: 62-652 (196 amino acids)
Biological process (GO): mitotic spindle organization
Cellular component (GO): dynactin complex
Molecular function (GO): dynein complex binding
Source: RefSeq, a predicted model, not a curated record
AGUAAAAUGUUUAACAAAUUGUUUACAAAUGAAUGUAUUGUUUUGAUUGAUAUUUAAUUGAAUGUCAAAUAUGUCAACAAAUAAGCAAAAUGUCAAAAUCAGUAUCGGAUCCAUAGUUUGUUGUGAAGAGACGACACUAUUGGGUGAUAUAACGAUCGGUGCAAAGACUGUGAUUCAUCCGACGGCAGUCAUAGAUGCGACCAAAGGUCCCGUUGUUAUCGGCGAAUCCAAUCUGAUUGAGGAAAGAGUUCAUAUCAUUAACACAUGCACUCAACCGCUGAUCAUUGGUUCCCAUAAUGUGUUUGAAGUGGGAUCUCAUUGUCAGUCACAACAUGUCGGUGACCACAACGUACUCGAGUCCAAGUGUCGCGUCGGAUCAAAAACAUUACUGUCUAAUGGCUGUGUCAUCGGUGCCAUGUGUUGUGUCGAUUGCGACCAAUUAUUACCAGAAAAUACUGUCAUUUUCGGCACCGAUUGUAGACGUCGGACACAAAAUGAAAAGCCCACUCAACAGACCUAUCAGUUGGACUUCUUAAGUAAAAUACUUCCUAAUUAUCAACGAAUUGAAAAACCAAACUUUAAAUCAAACACUCAGACAAACACUGCAAUGACGACCAGUACUUCAUCGACGGCUUCACUGUCACCGCAUUAAUAAUCAAUU